AUGUCGCGACGUGCAGCGAUCAUCGAGGAAUUCGACGACGACGUGGACCUCCCAUUGCCGUCGCGCCCCUUGCCCAAUACCGGCACACGCGGCGCGAUUCUGCAAGAAAUCACAGAUGUAGACGAUGCAUCCGAUGACGAUGAAGCCCUAGACUUGGUGGAACCAACUGCAGGUCCAGCUUCGCCGCAAGGGCCAAGCCAAGGAACGCCCGUUGUGACAGACAUAACUCCAUACAAGAAAUGGACCUGCAUCUACCCUAUCUACAUUGACGCAAAGCAGCCAUAUGGCACUGGAGUCCGGCGUAUAUCUCGCGAGAAGAGCGUUUGGUGGCCGCUCAGCAAAGAUAUAGCUGAUGCGACCAAUCGCCUUGGAUUGGGCACCCUGCACGAAGUCAACAAGGCUCACCCGCGAGAUUGGGAGAACCCAGGUCGUGUACGCGUACAAUGGAAGAAGGAGGGGCGGCUUAUGAACCCGCAUAUCAAAACCAAAAAACAGCUACUGGAGAUGAUAUCCUUCCAAAUUCAACGAAUCAAGCCUGACUAUAUCCCUAAGCCCCCUUUCUCUUAUCCGACUCCUGCUACUCCUCCCACGUCCGCUUCGGCUGCCAAAUCCUCGAAGCCGAAGUCCAUUUCGUCCAAAUCCUCCGCGUCGGUCCCCAAAUCUAAGGACCCUGCACCUCCGAAACAGACCAGUCGCCCUCUCCCCAACCCACCCGAACCUUUGCCCUCACCCGCCAGCCGCAUGUCCGUGUACUCUCCUGCCUUGCCUUCUGGCGUCCUCGUCGAUACAGUGAAGGCUGGUAUGAAUGCGGAGGGUGCAGCUCCUGGUGUUGCCGGUGGCGGUGCAGCAGGUAAAGGAAAGAGGAAGGUUGUACGAGUGAGAGCAUGA
Molecule: messenger RNA, 888 nt
Organism: Heterobasidion irregulare TC 32-1
Lineage: Eukaryota; Fungi; Basidiomycota; Agaricomycetes; Russulales; Bondarzewiaceae
Exons: 3
Coding region: 1-888 (295 amino acids)
Biological process (GO): SRP-dependent cotranslational protein targeting to membrane, signal sequence recognition; SRP-dependent cotranslational protein targeting to membrane
Cellular component (GO): signal recognition particle, endoplasmic reticulum targeting
Molecular function (GO): 7S RNA binding
Source: RefSeq, a predicted model, not a curated record